Molecule: messenger RNA, 609 nt
Organism: Dovyalis caffra
Lineage: Eukaryota; Viridiplantae; Streptophyta; Magnoliopsida; Malpighiales; Salicaceae
Source: the annotation of a GenBank genome assembly
AUGGUAGGAGCAGAAACCUUAUCUCUAGCUUCUAGUCUUAUUUUCAAAGCAACUAACAAGCUCAUACAUCCCUCAGUUCUCUCACACCCUUCAAAGCUGUCAUUCCCUUUCCAAUCCUUUUCCGUCAGUUGCCUCUCCCUUCCUUACAGAAUCCCCACAAAUGCAAUCUUCAUUUGUCAUGGCAAGAUGGACGGUGAAGUGGCUGACGAGAUUGAUGAAUUUUUCUUUGAUGAUAAUUAUGGCACGAUGAUCGAGGAGGAGGAGAUGAGUGAUGAGGAUGAGACAGAGAGCAGUAUGGAUUUGCUCAUCAGAUUCUUGCAAAGCAUGUUCAAGAAGUUAUCUAAGAGAGCCAAGAAGGCUUCUCGCUCUAUGUUACCUGCUGUGAUAUCACCCCAAUUGGUGUCUUUUGCUGUUGAUGGGAUUCUUCUAUUAGCUGCACUUUCUAUUGUUAAAGCACUUCUUGAGGUGGUUUGCACUCUUGGAAGCACUGUGUUUGUGGUGAUCCUGCUCCUACGUGUUGUAUGGGCAGCCAUUUCAUACUUCCAGUCAAGUGAGAACACUUCUAACCAGGGUGGAAGUUCCUUUGGUACAACACAGCCGGUGGCAUAA